CACCCCUUACCAAAUGUAUGACUCAAUCGUUGAUGUUCAUCAAACAAUACAUUCUGCCCGUGAUAAAGUUACUCGCCAUUCAUAUUCAUAUUUGGAACUCGCGGCCAAGGAAUUGACGCCGAUGAAAAGAAGUCGAUCAAAAUGGUGGGUUGUUGCGAAUCCCAAGUGGACUCGUCCGAGAUCCCUUUUCAUUUGAAUCCCAAGGAUAGGAAAUGCACUGACGUUCUCAUGCUCAUCAUUUUUCUUUUGGGGCUGGGAAUCUGGGUCUACAUCGGGAUGUUUGCCCUCACCCAUGGAGAUGUGAACAAGCUAAUCUAUCCGACUAACUCUCAAGGCGAGAUUUGCGGAAUUGGACCACACCUAGGUCGUCCAAAUGUGCUUUAUUUCGACCUACUUAAAUGUCUGUCGUUGGCUUCGUCGGUGGCGGGUUGUCCAACACCGCAAGUUUGUGUGGCCGAAUGUCCGACAAACUCGUAUUCGGUUCAGUUUGAGAUGCAGAAAAUCACGCCGGAGGCUGUAAUUAAAGAUCACAUUGAACCAUAUUGCCUUAGAAACAUAACUGACCAAGACUCGGUUGGCGAUCUUGUGAAGACAAGGACAUGUCCAUCGUAUUGGGUCCAGUCUAGACCUGUUUUAGGCAGAUGUCUACCCGAUAUUUUGUCGGUUAUGGAGCAAGAAAACACCUCUCAGACAAGGGGAGACAUUUUUCAGUUAUCCUCUCAAAAUUUGACUUCUGAUCGUGAUAUCGGAUAUGUGAGACUGGAUCUUGUAGACGAACAAAUGACGAUGAAUAAGCUAAGGAAUGCCACCCACACGGCUUUGGGAGUGAUUGGAGCGCGGGAUUUCUUCCAAAAGGUCACUGAAGACUUGACCUCCACUUGGCCCGUGAUAAUCUCGUGCUUGUUUCUCUCGGGCUUUUUUGCAUUCUAA
Tigriopus californicus is the source of this 930-nucleotide messenger RNA. Its product is annotated as choline transporter-like protein 2. Bases 142 to 930 code for a protein of 262 amino acids. Gene Ontology annotation, biological process: transmembrane transport. The transcript is spliced from 3 exons. Lineage: Eukaryota; Metazoa; Arthropoda; Copepoda; Harpacticoida; Harpacticidae. Gene Ontology annotation, cellular component: membrane. Gene Ontology annotation, molecular function: transmembrane transporter activity. The record is from RefSeq and is a predicted model, not a curated record.